This is a messenger RNA of Gregarina niphandrodes, 1347 nucleotides long. RefSeq names its product CobW/P47K family protein. NCBI's taxonomy places the organism in Eukaryota, Apicomplexa, Conoidasida, Eugregarinorida, Gregarinidae. The transcript has a single exon. Bases 1 to 1347 code for a protein of 448 amino acids. Gene Ontology annotation, cellular component: cytoplasm. The record is from RefSeq and is a predicted model, not a curated record.
AUGCCAGUUACGCCGGUAAUUAUUCUCAGCGGCUUUCUAGGCUCAGGCAAGACCACCUUGUUGAAGAACUUGUUGGAGAAUGUGGAUGGUCACAGGAUAGCAGUUGUUCGGAACGAAUUUUCGGACGGCCCGAUGGACUUCGAGGCCCCGCUGCUGGUGGAGGAAGACGAAGACAUUGGUGUGGUCAUGGAGCUUCCCAACACGUGUGUUUGUUGUUCUGCCAAGUCCUACUUUGUUGCCUCAAUCAACAACCUCAUAAAGAAGAAUAAGGGCGCUCCUUUUGACUUUGUUAUCGCCGAGAUCUCGGGCCUCACUGAUCCCAUUGCGGUCGCAGACGAAUUCAUCUCUUCCUUCGACCCGGUGGACGACUUGGCGAGAUUGACGGCACUUGUAACGGUCCUGGAUGCCCACAGGACCUCUCUCUUACUGCCAGGUCAUGUCUCUACUACGGACUCACCUGGCCCCGCAAGGACAAGCACCACCACCCCAGGGCCUCCCUCCCGGAUGGCAGCGUCUCCGGUGGCAGCGUCCCGGACGGCGACAAGCUCAGAUGGGGCAGCAACAAGUGGUCAGGCAGAGGAAGGAGGCGGAGGUAGCAAGGCGGUUGAAGGUGAGCACCAGUUGAGUUGCAGCGAAUUGCUGGUUCGAUUUUUGGUGUCGGCAGAUAUGGUGUUAUGUAACAAAGUGGACCUGAUAGCGGCGGAGGAGCGUGUGUGUCACCUACGCAAGUGGCACAGCCGGAUCCGUGCGAUGGCUCCGGACGCCAUGAUUGUGGACACAGUAUACUCAAACGUGCCCAUUGGGUCACUUUUGCGUCUGGCCCGCUCGAACCCGGGCUGUACGUGCUGUGUAGGCGAGGCAACGUGCCGGUACAGCCAAGAAGCGCCCACCUCGUUGGUUCGCGUGCUAUCUCGCGACAAGGGCGACAGCAAAAGCCUAGACCUCGAAAAACUGCUCGGAGAUCACGGCCUCCUUUCCGCAGAUCUCUCUGACGACUACUUCUAUGCCGGAAUUACACAACCCGUGAGCAGCUAUCCCGAACCCCAUGAAUGGGUCCAUGGCAUCAGCCGAGUCGUCAUCGGUGGCCGGACCUCAGCGGACAUCGUGCUCUCGACCGAACAAUUAACGGAACUGGAGUGCAGACUAUGCAACUGGGUCUGGGAAACGAAACCCCUUCUGUAUAGAGCAAAAGGACUAAUACAGACCAAUACUAAUCACUGGGCAGAACUCCAAAUAUGCGGGGAGUCUGUAGCCAUAUCUAAUCUCGACAACGCAACCAUAAGUAAGCAAAACACACACUUCUGCUGGGUGCAACUUCGACAACAGGGUUCGGUAUCCUGCAAGUGA